AUGGCAUUUGGAGCUGUGUUAGGAAGGAAAGGGGAGACAGUCAUAGAAGAUUAUCGGAAAGUAGCGGAUGUGCUACAGGAGGGACACAGGGAUUACUGUAAGAUCCGAUUCACACCUGUUGAGUAUGACAACAGUAACGGUACAACCGUUUAUGAAAGUCUAGAGAGAGCCUUAGACAUAUUUGCGAAACCAGAAAUUGUUAUCGCUGUUGGGCCCUUCAUCGACGUAUUUACCUCCACGGAUUACGUCAUUAAAAGACAGAUUCAUUUGGUGACGUCAUCAAGCGAAGGCCAGGAGAAAUCUGCCAGGGCUCUCCCAGUUCUUCCAGACACGAAAUCUUUAUCAAAUGCUGUCGCCGAGAUCGUGCAAACUUUGGGUUGGACGAAAGUUGCCUUUCUGUCACAGGAUGACUUUUCGCCAGUGUUGGCUCUCGGAAACAGGGACAUAUUUGCUUGGCCCAUUUUGCUACCUUCCAACAUAAAUAAUGGACACAAUCUUGAGUUGAGGCAGACGAUGACCCAGCUCCGCGAAGCCCAGAUGCGACAGUUCAUCCUACACUCCAUGGACAAGGAGGUCGUGCAACACGUCAUCACAGCGGCGGAGGAACACCAUCUGCUUCACUACUCAAGGAGCUGGUUCAUUACCUACCUGGAUUUUCCCGAUCUGACCUUGAACCUGAAGGAGACUGUAUCCCUGUAUGGCAUACAGCUGCUGAAUUCGGAAGCUAUUCCGCCAAGACUGUAUGAAGAAGAACAGUUCCAGAACCGUUCGCGUCUAAGUCUGGGACUGCUUGUGGACGUCGUCUCCAUCUUACGCCAUUGUCUGCGGCGGGGCCAAAGUGAAUCCUACUGCGAUAGACAACCAAAGAAAAAUCAAACGAGGAAUCAAAAGAUGCUCAACGAGGUUUUCGACGAUAGGUCUGACACCUAUGUAGGUGCUUUAGGACAGUAUAUAUGGGGUUUUACCGAAAAUGGACGCAGUCGGAUUCGUACCAGCUACUCAAUGUCCGUUCUACAACACAUCAACAAUGCAACUAUCAAGGAUGACAUCAAGAUCGGAAAUUGCACCUUUCUAGACAAGCCCAUAUAUACGCCGGUUGGUGAGGGGACGCAACAAAAGGCAGUUCGGGACAUUAACACCAGUCUAAAGGGCAUGAACUUCACCGUGAUUACCAAAACGGAUCCACCCUUCUACUCUGUCAAGAAUGGCAGACACGAAGGCUUUUGCAUUGAUGUCCUGGACGCCUUGAAGAGGUUAAUGGGAAUUGAUUACAAGAUAAUUGCGUAUAGGAGCAAAUGGGCUGGGUUGAAUGAGGACAAGGAGUGGGAAGACAUCCUACACAAACUAAUGGUCGGAGAUGCCGCCAUUGCGAUUGGUGAUCUAGUAGUGAAAUCAAAAAGGGAGGCUCAAAUCUCAUUCUCAAACACAAUACUGACCUCGUCUGUUAGCAUGCUGUUGAAGAGACCUCCUCUCCAGCCAACCUUCUUCCAGUUCCUCUGGCCGUUCGACAUUGGUCUCUGGUUUAUGAUAGCAAUCUUCUUCUUCAUCGUCGGGCUGUCCCUGUUCCUUAUGACUAAGUACGACACCACCCAGCGGACUGCCGAGCAGAAGUUUGAUCUGAAGGAAAGCAUGUGGUACUCACUUAAUGUCAUACUGCAAGGUGGUACUGAGUUCUCGCCUCAAACUACGUCUAUGCGGACCAUCGUGGCCUUCUUUUGGUUCUGCACCCUGAUCAUCACUGCGGCAUACACAGCAAACCUCGCUGCAUUUCUCACUCUCAAACAAGUCGACAGUCGCAUCAAGACCCUGAACCGCCUUGCAAGCCAGAGCAAGGUCAGUUACGGCGUCCGUAACAAUAGCGACCUCAUGACCUUCUUUGAGCGUUCCACCGAAGAUCCAUAUGAGCGUAUGUGGACAGUCAUGAAGCUUUCGGAAAAGGAAUCGCUUGUCUCAGACAGGAUGGAUGGUGUAAAGAGGGUUCUGGCGGGCGACUACGAGACUGGUUUCGCCUUCCUAGACGACGGACUGUUCAAUGACUAUUACGCCGCCAAGUUAUGUGGCAUGGAUUCCAUAGACCAGAGGUUUGGGGAGAAGCACUUUAGUCUGGGGUUCCCAAAGGGGGCGCCGUACAAGGACGACAUAAACAGGGCCCUCCUCAAACUAAAGGAAGAUGGCAUUAUGGACUCUCUCAAAGCCAAGUGGUGGAAGCCUUCGUCUAACUGCUCGACCAUAGUAAGGGACAAGACGGGCGUGAAAGUAUCAGGGGAACUGGAACUAGAGAAUAUGGUGGGCGUAUUCAUUGUUCUUGGCUGCAGUGUCACACUUGGAGUUCUGGUAGAAAUAUGUAAACGGAUUUACCUUGCUAUCCAGAAGGAACGAGAGGAAAACAAGUGAAGACAUGGGGCGAUAGCCUGUUUUACUUUCAAUUAUAUUGAUGUUAAUAUCUUAAUAUCGAAAUAUGAUUAUAAAAAUAUUUGCGUUUUUUUUUGUGGUUGAAAAUGAAUACGUCGAAUUAAGUGCAGAGCUAAAAUUUGUUGAUAUUAAGGGGACAGAUUGUGUUGUUAAUUUCCUCGUCAGCAGUUGACAUCUGUCAAUGAACUCGUGACAAUGGUAACAAGCCCUUUAAUCUCACCCGGUGACCAGGGGAAGGAGGAAUGUUACUAUCUAGAAAUAGAAAAUUCCAGUCAGCAAUUUGAAAUAACCACGGUUAUCAUACUACUUAGAUGUACGCUGCCCCCAAUGGUCGUAUGUUUGACGAAAUAUGCCCCUCGUAUCGGUCAUAUAAUUGAGUCACAUCUACGUAUUUAAAACGCCGUUCGCCUUUCCUGGGAAAGACAGCUCUCAUUAAAAGAGAACGGAGCCGUUGCUCGAGUUUGGAAUGGAAGUUGUUUUGUAAUGAGUAGAAAAAUAAAGUUUUCAUGAUGUAAGCAAUUUUUUAUGAGUGGAUUUUGGUAGAUAUCUGAACUGCUUGAUGUCACUGUGAUUUUGACAAAAACAGUAAAUAGAUUAUAUACUGACUACCUUUUAACUCAAAAUCGAACGAUGAGGGCAAAUCGUUUAACAAAGAAAACGUGAAAGGAUAUUAAGACCAGGUGUUCAAGGAGCAUAUGCGUCUUUUUUGACGGCGUCAUCAUCUUGUUAAUUCACGUCAAAAAUUUAUUCGGGUUAGGAAACGGCCUCAGAAUGAGAAAUGCGCUGGAGAAUGGAACCACCAGGUAUACAACCGAGUAUGGAACACGUCUGACUUCAUAUCGCACAAGGAAAUAUAUCCCCAAACGAGAUAAUACUGUCUACCAUAAACUUGUCAAACUAUCUACACUAACAUAAAUAACCUGCAUCUCUCUUUUUUAUCAGGUGAGAUUUGUCACAGAAUUUCGAGUUAUUACUCCAUUCUAUACCGUUUAGUCGUCAAUAUCCGUGCUUUAGUCCAUUCUACUUCGUUAACUCGUCAAUCUCCGGUCUAUACGCCACUCAACAUCGUCUAUUCGGCAAUCUCUGGGCCAUACUCCAUUCAAAUCGUCUACUCGGCAAGCUCCACUCUAUACUCCAUUCUAUACAAUUUUCUCGGCAAAAUCCAUGCUUUAGUCUAUUCUGCAUCGUCUACUCGGCAAUCUCCGGUCUAUACUCCAUUCUGCAUAGUCUACUCUGCAAUCUCUGGUCUAUACUCAAUUCUGCAUCGCCUAGUCAGCAA
Messenger RNA from Pecten maximus, 3691 nucleotides. RefSeq names its product glutamate receptor ionotropic, kainate 3-like. The record is from RefSeq and is a predicted model, not a curated record. Gene Ontology annotation, biological process: modulation of chemical synaptic transmission; synaptic transmission, glutamatergic. Bases 1 to 2394 code for a protein of 797 amino acids. Gene Ontology annotation, cellular component: plasma membrane; postsynaptic membrane. Lineage: Eukaryota; Metazoa; Mollusca; Bivalvia; Pectinida; Pectinidae. Gene Ontology annotation, molecular function: glutamate-gated receptor activity; transmitter-gated monoatomic ion channel activity involved in regulation of postsynaptic membrane potential. The transcript has 15 exons.